Schistosoma curassoni is the source of this 3652-nucleotide messenger RNA. Lineage: Eukaryota; Metazoa; Platyhelminthes; Trematoda; Strigeidida; Schistosomatidae. The record is from the annotation of a GenBank genome assembly.
UCAUUUAUAUAACCUAUUACUCUAGGAAAUCAACAAAGAAUUAUCAAGAAUGCAUUUUCUACGUGAGCUUAAUUUGCUUGGAAAUCCCGCUGUUCUACAAUCGGAUUUUAAAUCUUUACUAUUAAGUUCACAUUCAACAUUGACUGUUCUGAAUAAACAUGCAAUCUUAAGAGAUCAAUUUAAGUGGAGCAAAUUAAAAACCAAUUAUUGUCCAAAGUAUAUUCAGAAACAAUCAAGCAAAAGGAAAAGAAAUGUACCUAUUGAAGCAGAAACUGAGGAAAAACUAGUCCAAUCUCCAAUGAAUCCUGACAAAGAAAUUGAAAUAUUUGAAGAAAAUUUAAAAAAAAGAUUUCAAGCCAAAACGAUUACAGAAUUUAAAUGUUUCGACUGGUCAAUGAUACCAAAUAGUGAAAUGAAACGAUUAAAUUCAAGAACUACUGUGCCGAAAAAUAUUGUAGUUCAAUCACAAUUGUAAUUCAUGUGAUCAUAUGGAAGAAAAUAACAAAAUCCAUAAGUAGAAUUGAAUACAGUUUUAGUGACAUUAAUUCUGAUUAACAGAUCACUGAGUAAUUGUCAAUGCUAUAUUUAUCUGAUCUGUUGACCAUAACUAAUAUAAUAGCUCGGUGAUGAUACGGUUUCGAACCAAACAGUCAGCACUAAUUACCACAAAAUCGCAGGUACGCGUUGUCGAAUAAUACAAACUAGCAUAAGGUCUAAGUCUAGAUCAAUUUUAUGACCUGUUUCAACUAAAUGUUUGGCAAUAGGGGAUGAUAGAUGUUUAUCAUCUACUCUUAUUGGGUCACUUAAAUUUAAUUGUUGUUGCAACCAUUUAGGUAUAUGUUCAGAUACCCUAAUUUGGAGACCAUGAUUGCUCCUCCCUAUGUAUGUGUGAUCACACAAAUUUAAAUUAGUAAACACAGUGGGAUGUGACGCAAUCACUUUCAAGUCUUUUAGGUUUUGGAUGAAGCAUGGAUCUUGUUUUUCCUUGAUAAUGAUCUUUCAGAUGUAGUAUGUUUUGUUAAUAACACAAUUGAUUGAUCACUGGGUGGUGAUCAAUGUCAUGCGUGUCUAGUCCUUAUUAGUGCAGAUCGAAUGCUAUCGAUCAUGUUGCCAUGUGGCCACCAGUCUAGGUGACUCGACACUGCGGGCACUAUAUAUUGAGAUUAGAUGGUGGUUAGAGGUAGUCGACAGGAAACCCCGGACCCGGGUUUCGUGCUACUUGGCACUCGUCAGCAAGGUGUACCUGUAAUCUUGAGGGAACUGGUACUCCCUGGCGGAUUCGAACUCGCGUCACCCAGCUUCACAGUCAGAGACGUUACCACUGAGCUAUCCGAGCCGCGACUAAACUCCUGUAAGACUGAGAUGUAAUCACAAUUGAUUUGUCACUGGGUGGUGAUCAAUCUCAUGCGUGUCUAGUCCUACGUCAUUUUCGAAUUUUUAUCACUUUUCUUCCACAUUUUGUAUGAUUCUUCUGAUUCACAAUUUCUUUCUAAUUGCUUUAAAUCAACUUUCAUAGCCCUCUGAUACCACGUUUUCCACUACCGAUUGGUGUUAAGUACUACUUAUAUCAGUCGACAUAAGUAGCAUACACUAGAGUCACAGAAAACCUUAACGAAUACAUACAUUCAUAAUUUAAGCUUUACUUUCAAAUCGAUUCGUUGAAUUAGGCAAUGAGUCACCAGUUUAUACAAUUACAACUGAAAUCUUAAUAAGUUUAAUGAACUAUUUAACAGUCCAAAACAAGAUACAAUGCUAUUGAGUUCAAUCGUUUAUGUUGAUAAGAACAGUUUGUCGACCAGACUUAUUUGAUGAUAAUAUCCAACUGUAGUACGAUUAUUUAAUAAGAAGCGAACAGUCCAACCGUUUAUGUUUAGAGUAGAUCAUCAUUAAAAUAAAAACAUGACUGACUAACAGACCUAUCUACUCAAACAAUAUAAUGUCGAAUAAACAUACUUAAAAGAUAAUUCAUGUGUAAAAUAAGACGUAAAGAAUGAUAUAUGUAAAAAAAAACUGUCUAAAGCUUCACAAUUUAACUCCCAAAAGAUUGAUUUUACACUAGCUACUGAGUAUUCUUUGGAUGAUGAUCAACGGUACUAGUUUUAUUAGGUAUGUAACACAGAUUUCCGAAACUCCUACAAAAUACAACAAACGAAAUCCACUAUGCCGUUGAAGAAAUAGAAACAAUCCAAAAAAAUUUCCUUGCUGAUAAUAACCUUUACUAAAACUGUACACACUAAUAGUUGAACCAUGAGUCGAUAAACACUUCACCACUAUUGAAUACUUGGAAGCACUGGAAGGCCGUCUCGUUCUAGUGUGAAACUCGUCAGCAACGAGCAUCCACAAUCCCACAUACGGGACUCGAACCCAGGACCUUCGAUCUCGGACGCGAACGCCUAACCUCUAGACCACAGAGCCAGCAUCUAAUGAUGUCAAUGUACCUGUACAGCUAUGUUUUUUAGUGAUUUAAUGAGUGGAGGCUUGGUGACAUACACCAGUAAAAGUAAAUACAUUCUUAUGUGUCCAACCCCGUAUUCUUCUAAAUACACCUUCGAAACAAAGUUACAAAGCACUUUUCAUUCAAGAUUUUCAUAAAACGUCAAAUCUAGUAUCUUAAAUCAUCGCAAUACAUAUAUGAAUUUAUAUUCCUUUGAAAUGAUAAGGGUGUUUGUCUACUACGAGAUGAAUGAUUUCCUCUGAGAGCAGUUCAUUUUCUUUCUAAACAACAACUGGUGCACAUGGGCUCCAGUAUCAUGCGCGAACAAAUGGCGUAUGAACCAAUCGUUGGGCACCGGCUACCAUGUGAAUGAAUCUCCUCACGAUGCUCCACCGCCUUGUGGACCAGACCUUUAAGUCAAAGGCUCGGGGUGUGGCCCCCUAAGAAAACCAUCUGCUUCGGUCUGGGCACCCGAGCAGUAUCACAGCCCACACACACACAAAUAUGGUGUGGCGCAUAUAUAUUUGAUGCCCCCUUGUACCAAUAUUUAUGUGUUGAAACAAAAUAAAAUAAAACUAAACAACAACAUUCUUAUCAUACUUCAUGAAGAAGACAACGAAAUGCUUUACAAAUUAAUAAACCAACCAUUAAGAAUACGAUAACCCUAUCACAUCUCCUCCUAUCUCUCACUGAAAAUACAUCGAGAAAUUUGCAACAAAUACCAUAAACACACAUUUGUUCUUGACAAUCUAUGAAAAUAAUAAUAGUAAUGAGUGGGACAAAAGAUCUAUGUUACUGUGACCUAUGAAAACCGCACUGUGAUUUUGAUGAUCAUAACAGAAAUAAACAGUGAUAAUAAUAGUAUUAAUACAAGUCGAAUAUAAUUAUAAACAAACAAACAAGGCAAUGUACAUAGAAACAAGAAGAAAAUAUUUGUGCACAACUUCUUUGUUUACAUUUUUCUUUUCAUAAAAAUAAUUUACAAAAUUAAACAAGCAAUAAGUUAAUAAGUACCCACAUGAAGACAUAGAUAUAUUCAUUAUUCCGAGUGUAUGAAUAACAUUAUAUGCAUAUAAAUUACUUAAUGUAUAACAGGAAAUAAAAAAUCAAUAAUAUUAGUGCUUUUAUACACACGUGACAAGUUUAAUAUCCAUCUAAAUAGAGAAGAAAACAAAUGGGAUACACUUUUACAUCUACUACUACUACACGAAGAAUUUC